CAACUCAUCAGUCCCAUCAAAGGACAAGAUGACUUGCAUAUCAUUAAUCCUAUCGCCAGAAUUGCUUCUGAGCGUCCGAGAAUUUUGGUUCGAGCAUUUGUCAGGGCCAGAUAGUCUGGUCAUGCCCACCACCGAUGAGAAUAAGAGGUGGUUCUUUGGCGGACCAGAAUUUGACAGGUUAUGCGUAGAACGCUUCGCCCCUACUCUUGAACAGCUCCGUCGUGACGGCAUCAAAUCAGGCCAAGACAUCAUCUACGCGCUGCAGCCAAACGACGCCCACGACUGGCUCAGCUUAAUCCUCCUACUAGAUCAGAUCCCACGCAACUGCUACCGCGGAGACCACGCAGACAUCGUCUUCAACUACUUUGACCCCAUGGCCAGAGAAGUCGCCCUCACAGCAAUCCAGCGCGGCAUCCCCGAGAGGUGUCCGGAGCUUCGCUGGCGCUUCGCCUACCGCAGCUGGUUCUACGUGCCGCUGAUGCACUCGGAAGAUAUUUCGCUACACGACCUAGCAGUGGAAAAAUACGAGGGCCUAAAACGCGACGUGGAGAGCCUACUACCUUCCGAGAUGGCUGUAGACUGGAACGACGAGUCCGAAGUAGCGCAUGAGUAUCACAUCGCGGCGCAGAGAGUCGUGCAGUCAAGUGAAGAGGCGGCCACGGAAUACGGGCAGCUGAACCUUGGAUUUGAAAAGAGGCAUUGGGCGAUUAUCAAGCGGUUCGGACGGUAUCCGCAUCGGAAUCGGGUCAUGGGGCGCGAGACGACGGACGAGGAGCGCGAGUAUCUGGAGAAUGGGGGAGACACGUUUGGCGGAUGAGCGAGGUACUGAUAGAUAUUACAUUGAUUUGAAACUGGCAGCGGGAUAUACUAUGUAUUCCCGGUAUAUAUCUUUGAUGAAUGUGUUGCUACGAUGGAAUGGCAUGAGAUGAGAUGAGAUGAAAUGAAAUGAAGCGGCA
Messenger RNA from Trichoderma atroviride IMI 206040, 956 nucleotides. RefSeq lists its product as uncharacterized. Gene Ontology annotation, molecular function: protein binding. The record is from RefSeq and is a predicted model, not a curated record. NCBI's taxonomy places the organism in Eukaryota, Fungi, Ascomycota, Sordariomycetes, Hypocreales, Hypocreaceae.